UCUCCCUAUUUCUCCGCUCGGGAGGGGGAGUCAGAUGAGAAUGAAAGCUUUUCCUCGGAGUUGAGGAGCAGGUUGGGUUUCGAUCACGAAUAACCGUGAACAGACCGGCGAACAACAGUGCAGUGCCGCGCUUCGAUACUUCACGAGCCGAGGCGAGCGCAUGGAGACAUAACGACAUGAAGCGGACUUUGUCGGUGUCUUUGGAAAGCAGCGAGCGAGCCAUGAGUCCAGGAUACUGAUUAGAGUUGACACCAGCCCAGCUCCAGUAGCAACUCUAUUCACACUUCACCUCCAACCCCCUCCUUCACUCCUAAACCAGGAAAUCAACGCUUAUCCUUCGUCCCAUAGAUUCAACAAAAAACACCAGAGCCUGGAUUGGCUUUAUCGAUGAAGAUCUCGUCGGUGUCGUCGCUUUCUCUGGUGUCGUUGCAUUCGGAAGUUCGGCUUUACAUCUGAAUCGGAUCCGCGCUGUCUGCGAACAAUGAGUGAGUCAAGUAUCUGUCAGGCGCGGGCCACUGUGAUGAUCUAUGAAGAUGGCAGUAAGAAGUGGAUCCCGGCAGGCACGGGCCCACAGGCUUUCAGCAGGGUCCAAAUAUAUCACAACCCAAGCACUAACGCCUUCAGAGUGGUGGGACGCAAGAUGCAGACUGAUCAGCAGGUGGUGAUAAACUGUCCUAUUGUAAAGGGCUUAAAAUAUAAUCAGGCCACGCCCAACUUCCACCAGUGGAGGGAUGCUCGCCAGGUUUGGGGUCUGAAUUUUGGCAGCAAGGAGGAUGCAGCACUGUUUGCCAACGGCAUGUUGCAUGCACUUGAUGUCCUUAGCGCCAUUCCUGAUGCAGGAUACCCCACGCGACCUGUGUCAAACGGACCGUCCCCUGAAGAGAUGGAGCAACAGAGAAGAUUGGAGCAGCAGCGUUUGGAGCAGCAGGAGAGAGAGAGACAAGAGCGGGAACGCCAGGAAAGAGAGCGACUGGAGAGAGAACGACUGGAAAGAGAACGCCAGGCAUCCUCGGUUGUUCCCCCACCACCACCACCUAUGGCCCCUGGAGGCCCUCCGGCUCCCCCCGGACCUCCACCUCCCCCUGGACCCCCUCCAUCUGGACCUCCCCCACCACCUGGCCCUCCUCCGUUUGGAGGAGGAGGAGCUCCACCACCACCUGCUCCUCCUUUGCCUUCUGCCGGAGGAGGCGGAGGUGGGGGCGAAGGACCGGGUGGUGGUGGUGGCGGUCUCGCAGCUGCCCUGGCAGCAGCCAAACUUCGCAAAGUGGCUAAGGAUGAUGCUGGUGGUGGCGGCAGUGUUGCAGCCAGCAUUGCUGCAGCUCCUAAACCAGACAGCAGUCGCAGCAGUGUGUCUUUGCCCAGUGGAGGCGGAGGAGGAGGAGGAGGUGGAGGAGGCCUGAUGGGCGAAAUGAGCGCAAUACUGGCACGACGGAGAAAAGCAACAGAUAAAGGAGAGAAGCCUCCUCCUAAAGUUGAAGAGCAGAAUAAUGAUGAAUCUGAGACCCAAGAGUUUAAGAGACCAUGGGAAAAAUCUGCCACUAUGCCUAGGACUAAUUCAGCACCCAGAGGUCUGGAUACACCCUCUCCCUCAUCGUUCAGGAUGAAACCUGUUAACCAAUCAGUAGAGGCAGAGAGUGCAGAAGGAGAGUCGGAAAUGGAACGACUUAAACAGGAACUGCUGGAAGAGGUGAGAAAAGAGCUUCAGAAAGUUAAAAACGAAAUCAUCGGAGCCUUUAUUCAGGAGUUACAGAAACGAGGAUCUACAUAGUCCCAUUGAAAUGAAUCAGGGAUCAACUUCUGAAUAGCCCAGGGAUACAGACACACACGCACACGCGCGCGCACACACACACACGUACCCAGGGACUUACCCUUAAUCAUUACCAUUCAACCCAAGAUGGGUUUUGUUGUAGCUUUAUCUCUGCCAUCAUUUCGUCUUUCAUAUUCAACCCUUUUUUCUUUCUCUCCUCAUUUAGUAUCACCGAAUGCUUUACACAUCACACACACUUGUUUCCCGUUACGUUAAGCCACACAUCCGCACAGUAAUUGCCUACAUUAUAUGUAUUCAGGGAAUAUUAUCAUAUCACUCAUCCCAGUGACUGUAAUGGCCAUAUGCAGAUCCCUGUAUGAACGACAGGGCUUUGGUGGCAAAAACAAGAUGAAUUCUGGAGGAUCAAGACUUGCACCACAGCAGACCAACAUCUCAGGUCCCACUCUUGAGCUUUCAGGAAGAUUUUCAUUUCCUGAUAUGGCGGAUCUUUCUCGGUUCUGGGAAUAAAUCACGUUUUUUUUCUGAUUCGUUUGAGGCUGUGAGCUUUGUUGUGUGUACAUGCCUUCCUCUAUUCUGACCACCCCCAUUGUGGUCCUAAAAACCAUCAUUUGAGAUAUGUUUGCAAACUUUGUGUCAAGAUAUAAAAUAUUACGAUGGCCAUGAUAAUUUUUGUCCUUUGGUCAUGCCAAACUGCCUUGCAUAUAAAUUAAAAACUAUAUAUAUGGUAUAUAUUUGUUUUGAGGGAAAAUGAUAGUUAACUCGAGAUAAGGUUUCUAUUUUAAUUGAUCGGUGACAUGAUUGGUGGAUGGGGACUUGUAUGUGAUUAUAAUGUUAUCUUUUCAGAGAUGAUUAUUUUGGGUUUUCUGUUAUUGUUUUUGUUUCUUUUUCUAUAGAUUAUAGGCUUUUUACACUGAAAUACAGAAAAUUGCAUAGAGACACUGGAUUAGAUGCCUUUAUAGUCAAAUACAGCUGCUUCCUCUACUGCA
This is a messenger RNA of Misgurnus anguillicaudatus (oriental weatherfish), 2754 nucleotides long. RefSeq names its product vasodilator stimulated phosphoprotein b (gene vaspb). Gene Ontology annotation, molecular function: SH3 domain binding; profilin binding. The record is from RefSeq and is a predicted model, not a curated record. Lineage: Eukaryota; Metazoa; Chordata; Actinopteri; Cypriniformes; Cobitidae. Gene Ontology annotation, biological process: neural tube closure; axon guidance; positive regulation of actin filament polymerization.